ACAGACACCUAAUCUGCCUUAUGCUUCCUUGCAUAGUACUGGUUGGUUUUGUGGCCAUGUGUUGUCUUAACAAAAAAAUGUUUUUAGUUUUAUAGUGACAAAUCUUGUGUUUCACGUUCCAAGAAAGUGAAAAUCCUAGAGCAUAACUUGUGUCGAAACAGGGAGGAGUACAUCGGGAGGGGCAACAUUAAGAGCAGCGUUAAUGUUGUGGCUGAUCGGUGCAUGGGGGGGGUGAGUAGGCAAAUAUGAACAGAUCUUUGCAUGUUCGGACGGUGUUCGGAUUAAGGAAGAGAGCAAGUUUCUACUGAAAUCAAAAGUGAAAGUUUUGGACGAGGACUAAAGGGGAGAGGAGGAGAGGAUUGGCAGUCGGCGAACAAGACGACAAAGGAAAUCUCUCUCACCUGGAUCACAGCGAACACACUAAGAUGCAAUGCCACCGAGAUCAAGAAGAAUUCGUCCUUCGGCUUCGUGGCAGUUUGCCCAAAGUGUGUGCCGCGGUGCUGGUUGUCAUGACAGUGGGAGGCGUCAAGUUUGUGUCUCCUGAAAGGUUAUUUGGCUGGGUUGCUAUGGUAAUACUCAUCCUGACCCUUGGGCCUCUGCUACACGGGCUCUGUCUACUCGCAGAGGAGAUGUUGUACCAUUCAAACACAAGGUAUCGAGGUCAAGGGCUGUUGAGCCACAUGCUGCCGGCCUGUGGUUUGGGAGGACAGACUCUGCUGGCUGCGGUGUUGGCAGGCCUUCUGCUCUACCUGGCUGGAAAUCCGCUGCUAGACGAAGGCCAAUGCUGGAAACUCGUCUUCCUGGUGUCGGCUCUGUAUGCGCUGUUUAAAAGCCUGGGGGUCCUGGGUCCGUCGGAGGUGGAGGUGUCAGACAUCUGCGAGACGAGGAAGAUGAACGUGGCCCACGGCCUGGCCUGGUCCUUCUACCUGGGUUACUUGCGAUUGGUGCUGCCACGUUUAGAGGAUUCCAUCAGAUCAUUCCAUGCCGACCAUAAGGCCAGCAGUCCCCGCUGGGGUCGUGGCUCCAGGAAACUCCUAAUCCUCAUUCCCCUCGACUCCAAAGUCUCCCACAAGAUAGAAGAUGAGGACGACAACAUCCAUUUUUAUGACAAUCUCCCAAACAAUGAGAUAGACAGGGCAGGGGUCCGGGGCCGGGUCUACAAACACAGCGUCUACAGAGUACGGGGCGAGCACGGGAAGGCCCAUUUGUGUGUGGUGGAGUACGCCACGCCUUUGCUGACGCUCUACAACAUGUCCCACGAGAGCAGUGCGGGUUUCGGGGAGCCUGAGCGCAGGCAGCAGGUCCUGCUCUUCUACAGGACCCUGCGAGACAUCCUGGAGAACUCGCUGCAGUGUCGAAACCGCUACAAACUCAUCCUGCUCAAUGACGAGCGUGAGGACGACCCUCACUUCCUGUCCAAGGUCAUCCUCAGACACCUGCUGCAGCAGGAGAAGGAAGAGUUCUGCCUCACGCCACCUCCUCAACAGGAGACGGUUCACCCAUCGGCGAGCACUUCAACUGUCCAGCCAAGUGCUUCGUGCUUAACCGGUGACCGGGGCCACCCAGAGCCAAUGAGCCGGGAGCCCACGCUCAUGAUCAGCAUGGAGAAGCCUCUACCUCUGAGGGCACCUGUUGAGAACACCGACUAUUACUAUAGAUCAACAUGAACACAAGCUGAUAAACACAAACAUGCAAUCCAACAACCACCAUAUUCCAUCUCUGUCAUACUAUACUGUUCUUAUAACAGUUUUAAAGAUCUCUGAAUUCUAAUCUGAAAAUAAUAAAGACACAUAAACAUUCGGUCAAAGGAA
Scophthalmus maximus (turbot) is the source of this 1811-nucleotide messenger RNA. It is a transcript of the gene sting1, whose product is annotated as stimulator of interferon response cGAMP interactor 1. Gene Ontology annotation, biological process: innate immune response; defense response to virus; positive regulation of macroautophagy. The record is from RefSeq and is a predicted model, not a curated record. The transcript is spliced from 7 exons. Lineage: Eukaryota; Metazoa; Chordata; Actinopteri; Pleuronectiformes; Scophthalmidae. Gene Ontology annotation, cellular component: autophagosome; endoplasmic reticulum membrane. The coding region runs from base 426 to 1667 and encodes 413 amino acids. Gene Ontology annotation, molecular function: cyclic-di-GMP binding; 2',3'-cyclic GMP-AMP binding.